Penicillium verrucosum is the source of this 951-nucleotide messenger RNA. RefSeq lists its product as uncharacterized. The transcript has a single exon. The record is from RefSeq and is a predicted model, not a curated record. Bases 1 to 951 code for a protein of 316 amino acids. Lineage: Eukaryota; Fungi; Ascomycota; Eurotiomycetes; Eurotiales; Aspergillaceae.
AUGCCCUUUAGUGACGCCGAGUUGUCUGAUGCCAAUCCUCAAUUCGGCCGUGACGUGCAAAGCUCAAAUUCACCGAAACAAUCUCAUGCUUUAUCUCCCUCCUCCGAUAUAGAGAUUCUUGACCUUGGGCUUGACCCCACAACCCUCCUGACCGCUAAUAUUCUCCACCGACCCUCCUCCCUCAAACAGCUUUGUGACCAUAUCGACAUACUCAAAGGCGAGCUAGUGUCAGAGGACCCCCCUAGAUCACAAUACCUUCUAGUGCGGCAGGUCCCCAACCAUCUUUUUUCGGUCCUUGUUAAGGACGGUGACGACAGUGAAUUUCCAAAAGGGGUGCGCGCAACGGUUCUUUAUAACAAGCACCAGAUCCUCUAUAGGAUCAUGGUGGGCCACUACCACGAGAAGAUCAUCCGUCAGUUUGAUACCUGGAUUAACCUUACUCUGGGUCAUAUGGGGUUGAGCUUUGUGGACUAUGACUUUUGGCUUGGAGGGGCUGGACGGUCCGAUGGUCGCAUGUGCAGUAAGGAGGGAGAUACCACGUUUUUCCCUGGAAGGGAACCGGCCGCCGGGGCACCGAUGCCAUGGCCGUCUCUUGUUCUAGAGGUCGGUAUAUCCGAGUCCGUCCCUCAGCUACGGACGGAUGCCCGCUGGUGGUACUCUAACUCGAAUCACCAAACAAAGCUUGUUGUCAUCAUCUCCGCUAAACCAAACUCUCGCGAUGCGGACAUCGAGAUCUGGACGGAAGUCGUCAACCAAAGUGUUGUGCCUACCACUAGGGGCCGCGAGACUCACGUCUUGGAGUGCACUAGGUCGGCUACGCUUAGGGAUGGGGUGGUGUCUGGUAAUGUACUGAUAAUCGACUUCCAGACUUUGAUGGGGCGGCCACCACAGAACCCGCAAGAAACGGACUUGCAGCUAACUCCGCGUUGGAUCCAGCGGAUGUGUGAAUAG